Angiostrongylus costaricensis is the source of this 720-nucleotide messenger RNA. NCBI's taxonomy places the organism in Eukaryota, Metazoa, Nematoda, Chromadorea, Rhabditida, Metastrongylidae. The record is from the annotation of a GenBank genome assembly.
AUGGUGGAGCCAUGCCACGAGUCCACGACGGAAGGAGCGCUACGUUUUGACGCCGCCGAUCUGGCAACGGACAGUGUUGUGGUCUACCCCGACAAAGCCGAAGUUAGACGAGUGCUGACGGUGGCACUGCCCAAAGGAACGAAUGAAAUCGUAAUAGAGAAUGUUUCUGCAGUGAUUGAACGUGAAUCAGUUCGCGUAGAUGGGAAAGGUGUUCUGAUUCAAGAGGUUCAAUACCAGGAGAUGCAGAUUCUAAUUCUUGAGCGGGAAAAGGCAAUUGCUGAAAAUGAGAGGUUCGCUGCUGAGGACGAGAUAAGUUUGUUGAAGAAACAGAUUGAGGUUCUUGACGGAGUUGCCGGACAGGAUUUGUUUGGUUUGAAUUUUCUUAUACAAAUGUACAAUAAAUAUCGUAAUAAGGAGUCUAAUUUGGAAAGGAAUUCACUCGAUGGUGCGAAUCCUUGUGGUGUGAACGAAUAUAUCACUUUUAAUCAACAAUAUUUAUCCUUAACCAUAUUCAGAUUAUUUCCAAUUGCAGGUGAAACUGUGUCGAGCAUGAAGAGAACAUUAAGGUUAAAACAACGCGAAUGGGAACAGUACUCGGUGAAAAUAGAGGCUCUCGAAAGACAAAUCGAUCACCUUCGGUGUGGAAACGAAUACGAUUCGGUAAAGAGGUGCUGGUUCCUUCAAGCGACCAUGUCAACAGAACGAGUGCACAUUAUAUGA